Phytomonas sp. EM1 is the source of this 1362-nucleotide messenger RNA. Lineage: Eukaryota; Euglenozoa; Kinetoplastea; Trypanosomatida; Trypanosomatidae. The record is from the annotation of a GenBank genome assembly.
AUGGCCGAAGCUGCGCGCAGCGUCAAGCACUACGUGAGCGACUGCCUCCCGGAACGCUAUCCAUAUGAUCCUAAAAAAGGGUUUGCAGGUGAACGUUUGCGGGAUGCCGGAAAGGUUUUCCGUGGCUUUCUCCCCGUUACCGUGGACAUUUCUCUAGAAAGCCUCAGCAACCCGGUGGUGUGCGAGGAGGAGCGCAUCAAGGCGGUGCAUCACCUCUACGCCUACUCCGCCUCGCAGGAGAUGAAGGUGGAGCUUGUCCAGAAGGGUGUCGUCCCCCUGAUUGUUUCGUUGCUUAACCGAGAGCCUGUGUUGGGAAUUUUGGAGCAUCAGUGCUUUAUGCUCUUGAGGUCGCUUUGUAUCAUUCCACAGGGAUGUUAUGCAGUGGUGUUCGGUGGCGGGCUCGCCGCGGCUCUUGACCAGGCAACGAAGCCGGCGAAUCCUAACGAUGAGGUGCCGGAGCUCGACCCGAGAGAGGCCGCCCUGCAUGUGAUCUUGCAGAUAGCGAGUGACUUUGCGGGGGUGCGCUGGUUGAUGUAUCCGGAUUCUCACAAAGAGUUUAUUCUCGCGGAUGUGGAGUACCCGUGUGCUACUAUGGCGUAUGUUGAGAAUGUUUUUAGGGUGUUGGCGAACGUGCUUGAGAACGAACCCAUGCACACGCGCUCCGGCCUCUACGCGUUAGGGAGUUUAGUGCAUAUGACGGCUUUCCAAGCCAGCGCUGAGGUCUGCAUCCGUGGCGCGAAAUGUGUGAUUGAUGCUUUGAGUGCGCGUUUGGGCGCCGUCGCCGAGGCCGUACUCAAUGAGGAGAUCCUGCCAAAGGAACACUUUCUGUUUUUAGAGCGCCUCUGCGAAGUUUUGUGGAAUAUCGCUCUCGUGGAGGAGGGGUUAGCGGUGCUGGAGCAGAAGCAUAUUCCUGAUUUGCUCUUCGUGUUGUUCGAUGGGUGUCGGCAUGACGUCUCCCCUGAGGCAUUGGCACUUCAGCGCACCCUGACAGGGGUGAUAUCCGCUAUGUUCAAGUUGCUAGACGUUAAGCUACAUAUUCUUCAGACACUCAAGGGUGGGCUCACGCAUGCGGAGGCGCUUCUAGCUUAUUUGGAUACUCUUAACCGCACCAUCGCAGAGGCGGACAAAGAGGAUAAAAAGGUAAAUUUGUAUGAUGCUGGCGCGGCCGUUAGAAAUACCAUUAUGGCACUGCAGCUUGCGAUGGAGGCCAAACAGCAACGCGAUUUAGCUCGAGUCUUUUUAAAAAAACUCAGUAGUGAAAAUGCAGAGGCAUCUCGUCAAGUGGCGGAACAAUUAUUUCAGAAGACAAGAUGGGGAAAGGAAUUCGGUUUACCCUCUUCCGUGGAAAGCUUUCUUGCAUAA